AUGAUUAUCUUAAUAAUAAUUGUUUUUCCUUUUUGCACAGUAAGUUCAAUCGUACAAGAUUUGUCUAACAAUGAUUUUGAAUGUUAUCCAUUACCAGAAAUUUUAAUACGCUAUCGUAAAGUGUGUCGAUAUAUAAAUAUGUUAGAAGAAUUCUGCAGUGCUAAUUCAGAACAAUCGUCAUCAGUAUUGUCAUCAAAUGUCGAUGUUAAUCGAAUGUACAUUGCUCAAUAUAAUCAGUAUUCAUUAUUUCAUUCCAUGUCAAAACUACUCGAUCUUUCACUUGUGUGGUUUAAACAGCAUUCAUCAAAGAAUGAUUCUAAUAAUAAUAAUAAUAAUAAAACAGCGGCAGCAUCAUCUAGUGAUAAAAAGGAUGAUUCAAAUGGCAUCAAACCUCCAAAUAAUUGGGAUAUAUUUCGUGAUGGAUGCAAGACUAUUAUGUCCAUACUUCUCAUUCUAACGAAUGAUUGUGAGACUCAUUGCGAUCGUUUAACGUCUGAUGAUCGAUUUUUUUCAAAUCUAUUUCGUCUAUUAGUUACUAUCCAGCAAAGUUCAUUAACUAAUGAAGAGCAAUUCGAUGCAGUUGCCUUGACACUUAACUUGCUCAUCAAUUUAGUAAAAAAUACAAAAGAUGUUUAUAAACAUUUAAUGGAAGAUAAUAUGCCCGGUGGAAGUACCACGAAAAUCUACGAAUAUCUUGCCGAUGUAUUUUGUGAACAAGAAUCUUUAGCGGCUAAAGCUGAGUCUCAAGAAGAAAAUGAUUGGAUGAUGGAAGAUGGUGAGGGCGAUUUAGAUGAACGUUUGGGUAUAAAGAAUCCAAAAAAUAACAACGAAAACGAAGCAAACUUUAAUCUUGCUCUACGAAAAGCAGCUGGCCAUAUGGAAAAUACAUUUGUUGCAGCUUUUUCUGGUAUUAUUCUUGCUGUUGUUUUAUUACGUGAUCGUGCAACAUAUGCAUCACAAAUACGAACAUUGAUGCCACAGAAAAAAUUCGAUACUAUGGCAUUUAUUUUAAAGAAAUUCUUUCUCUUUAUGCAUCUUUCGCAUGCAUUUACACCAUCUGGCGUGAAAACUCUCGAGGAACUUAUAGCAAUGGUCUUGUCAUUAUGUGAUUAA
Rotaria socialis is the source of this 1113-nucleotide messenger RNA. Lineage: Eukaryota; Metazoa; Rotifera; Eurotatoria; Philodinida; Philodinidae. The record is from the annotation of a GenBank genome assembly.